Messenger RNA from Dicrocoelium dendriticum, 403 nucleotides. NCBI's taxonomy places the organism in Eukaryota, Metazoa, Platyhelminthes, Trematoda, Plagiorchiida, Dicrocoeliidae. The record is from the annotation of a GenBank genome assembly.
AUGGUUUACAAAUCCAUGGUACUGUCCGUUCUUCUAUACGGCAGUGAAACGUGGACGAUGUACCGUCGGGAUGUGCGAUAUCUCGAGCGGUUCCAUCAGCAGUGUCUGCGACGAAUUUUGCGGAUCGGUUGGGGCGCCAGAGUUGCAGACACGGAAGUGUUGCGCCGAAGUGGGAUGUAUGCAGUGGACUGCAUACUUUUAUUGAGACACCUGAGAUGGCUCGGUCAUGUGAGCCGUAUGGAUUCGACGCGGAUACCGAAACAACUCUUAUACGGUCAGCUGAGUACUGGGAAGCGGCACGUGGGGAAACCAAAGUUACGUUACCAGGACAUGAUUAAAGUGAGCCUCACACGUUCUAAUCUUGAUUGCAGAUCAUGGGAAUCGAAGGCGGUUGAUCGGCGUG